CUCCUAACUGGGUCCGCCUGCCGUAAAGGAAGCGCACCUUACUCUCCGGGACGUUUCCACCUUUCAGCUCAGACGCGCUCGCUGCUGUGCGUCUCCCCCCGAAAGCGAACCGUCGUCGUCCCGGUAGGAAGCCGCCCGCCCCCCGGCCGCCCCCCCGGACUGCAGCCAUGUCCGGCGCGCUCGCGCGGCUGCUCUUCUACCCGACGUUGGCCUACACCGUCGCCAUGGAGAAGAUGACGUCGAGGCGCUGGUUCGACCGGGUGGACGACACCGUGGUCCUGGGCGCGCUCCCGUUCCGGUCCAUCACCAGACAGUUGGUAGAAGCGGAAAACGUCCGAGGGGUCAUCACCAUGAACGAGGAGUACGAGACCAAAUACUUCUGCAACUCAGCCGAGGAGUGGCGGGCGGCGGGGGUGGAGCAGCUGCGGCUGAGCACAACGGACUUCACCGGCGUCCCCAGCCUGGAGAACCUGAGCCGAGGGGUGGAGUUCGCCCUGCGGCACCGAGAGCAAGGCAGCAGCGUGUACGUGCACUGCAAGGCGGGGCGCUCCCGCAGCGCCACCAUGGCCGCCGCCUACCUCAUCCGGCUGCACAGCUGGACGCCGGAGGAAGCCUGCGAGAAGCUGAUGUCCGUCCGGCCGCACGUGCUGGUGCGCUCGGCCCAGCUGGAGAUGCUGAGGAGGUACUACCAGCAGGUGUGCCAACGAGCCGGCUGAGGGGGCGGGGCCUAAGGGCCGGGGGCGGGGCCUGCUGCUGUGAUAUUGGACUCGUACAGAGCCUCGACUCAGAAGGUUUACCCUCAAAGAAAAGGCCAAUAUAUGUGCAUUCCCCCAACAUUUUUAAAUGUUCUCGCAAGUUUUUACUGCAAAAAAGUUUUAGUUGGUAAUUUUCUAAAAGGAAUAUUAUCACUUUAUUUUUGUAAGCAAAGCGUCUUUCCUUUAACUCCACAUCCAGCUGGUGGCUUAAAGGUGUAGAAAUAAAUGUAAACAAACUUUUGUAAUAACAGAUGAUUUGUUUGGGUUUCUGGAACAAUUUUUCACCCGAAAAAUACCGUGACUCCUGAAGCCAGCAGGCAACAGGGCAGAGUGUGUUUGACUGUAAUAAUAAAAACAUGUCAUGUCAUGUCAA
Gasterosteus aculeatus aculeatus (three-spined stickleback) is the source of this 1128-nucleotide messenger RNA. It is a transcript of the gene ptpmt1, whose product is annotated as protein tyrosine phosphatase mitochondrial 1. Lineage: Eukaryota; Metazoa; Chordata; Actinopteri; Perciformes; Gasterosteidae. Gene Ontology annotation, molecular function: phosphatidylinositol-4,5-bisphosphate 5-phosphatase activity; phosphatidylglycerophosphatase activity; phosphoprotein phosphatase activity. Gene Ontology annotation, biological process: protein dephosphorylation. The record is from RefSeq and is a predicted model, not a curated record.